Cataglyphis hispanica is the source of this 793-nucleotide messenger RNA. RefSeq names its product baculoviral IAP repeat-containing protein 5 (gene Det). The record is from RefSeq and is a predicted model, not a curated record. Lineage: Eukaryota; Metazoa; Arthropoda; Insecta; Hymenoptera; Formicidae. Bases 141 to 608 code for a protein of 155 amino acids. The transcript is spliced from 4 exons.
CUCGGCGUCCCUGGGGUAUAGCCGGUGAAAGUGUGUUAGAACCCGGUCCGAACCCAGCAUAAAUAUUACUUCUAUCGCUCCUAAGAUAUAAGAUUUUUUUUUGCACAUUUUGUUUAUAUCAACAAAACUAUUCGAACAAUAUGGAUAAUGACAUUCUAAUGCCGCUCGUAAUGGAUCCUACGUCUGUCUUUUGGAAGCAAAACAGAAUAAAGACAUUCAACAAUUGGCCUUUUAAAACAUCUGACAAGUGUAAUGCCAAAAGCAUGAUUGCCGCUGGAUUUUAUGUUAUUGGAAACAUUGAUGAACCAGAUUUAGUCGAAUGUUUUAUUUGUGGCAAACAACUCGAUGGUUGGGAACCACAUGAUGAUCCAUGGGAUGAACAUGUGAAACAUCAAUCAGACUGUCCAUUUGUACAAUUGAAUAAGCCGGAUGAAAAAGACUGGACGGUGUAUGAGAUGUAUCAUUUAUAUACAAAAUAUCAAAUAAGAAAUUAUAUGAAUGAAUUAAAUAAAAUAAGCUUUGCGUUGAAAGAUGAAGCUGCAGCAUCAAAAAGUGAUCUACUAUCUGCAUAUAAAACAUCACAAAAAAAUAAAAAAAGCACUGAUUAGCUAAUAACUAAUUAUAUUAAUCUUAUGCUAAUCUUAUGAUCUUAUAUUAAUCUUAUAAUAGAAAUAUCUUUUCUUUUUUACAUAUCUCUGUUUCCAAGAUUUUCAAUAUAUUCAUAACUGUUUAAAUAUAUUUUGUAAUAUUUAAAAAAAAAAUAUAUAUAUAUAUAUAUGUAUACAGAAUAAAA